This is a messenger RNA of Hyla sarda, 732 nucleotides long. Its product is annotated as vomeronasal type-2 receptor 26-like. Gene Ontology annotation, molecular function: G protein-coupled receptor activity. Gene Ontology annotation, cellular component: membrane. The transcript is spliced from 3 exons. The record is from RefSeq and is a predicted model, not a curated record. Gene Ontology annotation, biological process: G protein-coupled receptor signaling pathway. Lineage: Eukaryota; Metazoa; Chordata; Amphibia; Anura; Hylidae. Bases 88 to 732 code for a protein of 214 amino acids.
UGUCCCUGGAGAAGGAGGACUCGCAUAGGAGGAGGAUAGUUGAUAGAUAUAAACCCUGUAUCCUGAGCCCCGGAUCAUUAUGAUCUGAUGACAGAGGAGGACUUAGAAUCUGUGCAGCAGACAUGCAGAUCUUUGGAAAACACAAUCAGGACUUCUGGUCUCACUAAGCUUUCACAGAUGAAUUGUGAUUUUUUUUUAAAUUCGACUUUAAUCCAUAUAUUACUUGUCAUAUGUGUCACUUCCUAUGGACAAGGACCAAAGAAAUCCCCAUCACAGUCUAGACUCAGCCAAAAUAAUCUGAUCACAGGACUGGAAUAUGAAUAUUAUCAGAGAGGAGACUUCAUCAUAGGAGGACUGUUCUCGGUCAAUAUUGACUUUACAUUUAUAGCUCCAUCUUUUCAAGAACAUAUUGGAAGGCUUCUAUGUCUAUGCCCAAAUGUUAAACGCUACAUGGAAAUUCAGACUUUUAUCUUCGCUAUUGAUGAGGUGAACAAGGACCCGGACCUCCUCCCUAAUAUCACUCUGGGUUAUCAUAUAUUUGAUACUUGUGGAGACAAGAUGAUGUAUAUUCACAAAAUGCUAAAUAUUUUAUCAGGGGAAAAGGAUGUCCCCAAUUAUAACUGCAGGAUUCAACACAGUGAAGUCGCUGGUUUUGUCAGUGAAGAUUUUGAACCAGCAGAAAUUUUGAAUUUAUACAGUCAUCCAAAAGUAAGUGUCAUAUACAAGUUCUAA